AUGAUUUUUAAAUUGAACAUAGCCAAAAAUAGUAUCCGAGAUAGAAAGAAAAGUCAAUUGCGAAAUAAAGCUGCUCAUGCCGCCGAAAAAUAACUGAGAAGUCGUACUCGCUCGUCAAGAUUGUUUGUGAAAAGUGUGGAAGUUUUAAGUGAAAAAAUAUUUGUAUUAAUACAGUAAAAUAUUGCAAACAAUAUAUUUUAUGAUUUACAUGUUUAAUAAAAUUGAAAAAGUUAUAAAAACCAAAAAUUAAUUGGGUACGCAAGAUAACGCGAUUAAGAUGUAUAAAACCAAAAAGGAAGUCGAUGUAUAUGUGCGAAAAGCAUUGUCUCAAAUUCGUACCGAAAAGGAGCGUAAUUUGCGUGGUUAUAUAAUUGCUAAACAAUAUUACAAAAUAAACGAGUUCUUAACGGCUGAACAGUUUUUAAAUUUGUAUCUUAGUGUAAAUGAAACUAAUGACCAGGCAUACAAAUUGCUUGGUCAGUGCUAUCAACAUUUAAAGAAACCAGACAAGGCUUUGCAGUCAUUUCAGCGUUCACUCCAACUGAACCCUAAGCAGAAUGAUUUAUUAAUUGCUAUUUGCAGUUUGCUAAUCCAGGAUGAUAUAUACAAUGCCAGUAAGGCGCGUCAUUGGUGUGAACUUGCGGAAUCGCAAAAGGUUCAUCAUGAUGCUGUAUUUUCAUUACGUUUGAAAUUAAUCAAAAGCGAAAAUGAAGCAGAUGAUAGUCAAGCUGAGAUAAUAAUACUUAAAGAAAUCUCUGCUCAAUCUAAAGACAUUGGUCUUCGUAUUAGACUUGUACGUUUUUACUUAGAUCAGAAUAAUAUACAAGAGGCGUUUAAAUAUGCAUAUAAUGUUGAAAUGGGUUUCAACGAUUCUCUUGUUGGUAAUACUGAAUGGUACGACACGAUUUGGUUGAUGUUAAUGAAGUACGAGCAAAUGCCUAAUACUGAUAAAAACUGGGAAUUUUGGUUGUUGUUGACUAUAUGUCUGGAGCGGCAGAUAUAUUUAAGUUUUACUUGCACGGAAAUAGCUAAUAAUUCGUCAGGCAAUACAGAAAUUGCUAAUUUGCUAUUUAAUUUUGAUCAAAAUCUAUAUAAAAUCUCAACUUUAUCAGCAAAGUUUAAAGCUAAACCGGAUUUAAUUAAUGUCUUUAUGAAUCAUUAUCGUGGCCAGUUUCUGCUUUAUGCAACAUCAUUGCUAUUUAAGCGGGAAUUAUUGCAAAAUAAAAAUAAAUGGAAGGAAUCAGUACGCAUGGUAUUACCUUUAAUGUUAUUGGCAGUACAAAUUAAACUGCCAGAUACAAAGCAACCGUGGACUAAACACUGUGAUGAAAACAGCAUACAAUUGUUACAAUUAUGGCAUCGAGAAGGUGCUUUUCGUAAUGUUCAGAUGGGUCGUACACUGCAUUCCUGUGUUACAGCAGAUGAUGCUGUAAAAGAUAAUACGAAAAACACCUCUUUGUGGACGGAUACAAACAAUUUGAUUUCACAAGUGCGUCAAGUUUGCGCAGAAAAGCAAUGGCGUCGUAAUAUAUUUGCCCUAUUAUUUUGCAAUAGUGAUCAGCGCAUUAAAGAGAAAAGUUCCAUGCUUAUGAAUAGUGCAGAUUUUUCUGAGCCAGUUUAUGAGUUACCAACUUACGCUGAUAUUGAAACGUAUGAAGAAAUAGCUCAGUUUUUGAAUCCAAAUUCAUUGCAGCAUACAGCGUACCUUUGCAUUGGAAAUGAUAAUUUAGGAGAUGUACGUGCCAAAUUCUUUAAUCGUUUACCAUUUUCAACACAAAACCUAACAUACUGUGGUGCGGAAUCACUCAACCAGUUAGAUGUAGACACUUUCCUAUAUGCUACUACCUUACAAGCGAAAAGACUACUAGAAGUUGAAUAUGAUUCAUGCGAUAAUUAUAAUGGUAACGGACAGAAUUCCAAUGAUGGCAGACCACGUAUUUUACCAUUCUUAAAUAUACAUCGCAAACUGUGUACCGACGAACAGGCAUAUUGGUGGAAUGCUGCAUAUAUUUUUUAUAGAAAUAUAAGUGAUGAAAAGACUACAGAAUUACGUUCUGCGUUGCAAUUUGGUUUGGAAGCAGUACGUGGUGUAAGUGGUCCAAAAGUUGAUAUGCUUAUUUUCUUCAAGCUUGGUCAAAUACUUAUUUCACGAUGUGAACACUUAAGUAAACCAGUUGACAAAGGACUAAUUGAAGUGCGUGCUGAACAAAUUUAUAAAUAUGGUCUUGAAAUGCUUAAAUUGAAUGAGAAAUGUGUUUUGGAACCUUUUCGUAAAUAUUUCAAAUAUGCCAAUUUGCAUACAAGUGAAGUUGAGCGGGCAUUGAAUUCGGCGGCUGAAGAAGCAGUUAAAUAUUUAGCCACACGUUACUUUCAAAAAGCUGAAUACGAAGAAUUCAUUGAAGAAAUUAAAGGAGUACAACUGCCGUUUGCCACUUAUUUCCAAGCUGAAGCAUAUCGAAAAUUGGAUGAAUCUAGUAAAACUCCUAAAAAACAAAAGCGUUUAUAUUUAGAAAGUGCCACCGAUUACCUAAAUCAGACAGAAGAAUUAUUAAAAAAAUCAAAUAUUAAUCCAAACCAUCCAUUGAACGCUAUUAUCAAUGGUGAGAUUAAACGUUUGCAACAAGUUUCGGCUUUGUAUCUGAAUGAAAGUGUUUCAUUUUCCAAUAUUGGGCAACAUAAUAAUUCAAGUACUUAUGAAGAUGCUCAUGGUGAGCUAACCAAUUUUUCACUGAAUAUGAACGCUGCUUUGAAUCGUUCACAACGUGACACUGAAGUUGAUAGUCUUAUCAAGCAAAUGGCCAGCACACUUACAUUUCUUAAAGACGAAAUUGUUGAUUCUAUUAAACCAGAGUUGAUUUCCAUGCGCAGUGAAGUUGCAAACAUGAAAGAAAAAAUUAGUGCUAUGGAAGAAACUAUGAAAAAAUCAAAUAUACAUUCAAAUUCUCCUUCUCGUGAUGAAGCUACAAAUGUCUUGGAUGAUAUUUAUCUGUUGGAUGAAGCUAUACAAAAUCAAUUGUUUACACCAACACAGCAACAGCAAUCUUUAACGACUCAACCAAAUUUAUAUCAAGGUAAUUUAUCAAUGAGUGGAAAUGUCUCAAGUCCUUUUGCUCAACAGCAACACCAACGUCUCAAUCCACCAAAUGCAAUGCAAAUUCAAAACGCAGCUGCCGCUGCAGCGGCCGCUGUUUACAAUACACCGCUAUAUAAUCCAAAUUUCCCAGUUAAUUUUUAUGGGUCACCUUAUAUGAUGAAUCCACAGGUAUCGGCAGCAGCAGCAGCAAGUGGAGCAUUAGGUCAACGUAGUACUUUGCCUAUGCCAUUCAUGGAUCCGGCAACUAAUUUAAAUUUUAAUAUGCCACCAAAUCCGUCAAUGUUAUCACAACCAAAUCAAGAUACCCGUAAUAGCAGUUUAUAUAGUUUAUUAAAUCAGGCAACACAUAACGCACAGCCAUUACCACUUCCUACAUCAUUGUCGUUGCCACAAUUAUUACCGCCAACACCCACAACCCCACAAACGACAUUACCUGCAACAAACCUACCACAAUCGGCUCCAGUCAUGCCUCCACAGUUUAAUAAGGCUUUAAAUAACCAACCCGUGGAAAAAGGGCCACCUGCAAAUGUGGUUAUUACAAGUUCUGAUCCUUUGCCAAAUCCCAAUAGUUCUUCAGUGCAGACACAGCAACCAACUUUAAGUGUGACAAUACCUUCACAUCAUAUUAAACCCAGCUUAGUACAGACACCGGAUAUUAUGGGCCCACAGACAACCAGUUCAACCAAUUCUAUGUUUUCGGCAAACAUAACGACAAGUCAACCCAUUUUUGGUAACAUGACCGCUGGUGUAUCACUUUUUGGUAACAAAACUGGUUUAGCUACUGUGCCAUCGACUACUACAGUUAAUCCAGAAACCUUUAGUUUCAAACAAGAUCUGGUUGCUGCUCAAGCAGCUAAUAAGUCGGUUGACAAUGAUAAAACGAAUGUAAGCAUAUCAAGUGAUCUAAACAAAAGUUUUAAUGCCGACUCAGAAGUGGAAUAUGAUCCACGUCCAGACUUUAAACCUAUUAUACCUUUACCAGAUGAAGUAGAAGUCAAAACUGGUGAGGAGGACAUGAAAGUACUUUUCUGUAAUCGUGCUAAACUAUUUCGUCACGUUGAAAAAGAAUGGAAGGAACGAGGUCUUGGUGAUAUGAAAAUAUUGAAACAUAAUAAAGAUGGUACAUAUCAUCUUAUAAUGCGACGCGAGCAAGUACAUAAGUUAUGUGCUAAUCAUAUUAUCACAAGUGAGCUGGUUAUUAAGGCCAUGAGUGCUGAACCUAAAGCUUACGUUUGGUAUGCAAAUGAUUAUUCUGAGGGUGAAAUAAAGCCAGAAAAGUUCUUUGUGCGUUUUAAGACAGCCGAUAUAGCCAAACAAUUUUACGACACUUUUAAAAAUGCACAAAAGGAUGACUCAGAACAGAAAAAAGGCAAGGAAAAUAUGCAACCACCUGCUGUGACCGCUGUAAUAAAAAAUAAUAAAACUGCACAAUCUCCAGUGCAGACAUCACUUUUUGGAGUGCAAAAAAAUACUAAUAAUUUUGCUACUAGCACACCAGCCAAUAAAAAUGAACAAGUGAAGCCAGCGCCCAAAGACAACAAUACUGUAUCAAAUCCCAAAACAACAACUACAGUAACCAGUGCAACUUCCAAAACGCUUUUUGUUGCACCUACUGUUAAGGAACCAGUAACAACACAAGCUUCAUCGCCCUUUGCUACUUUUAAUUUUGGCAAAUCUACUACAACGAGUCCAUCACCAUUUGCAAAUCUUUUCAAUAACAUAGCCAAAUCAACAACAGAUCAAAUUUCUUCACCUUUAUUUGGAACUUCACUAACUCAAACUUUAAAUACCUCAGUUGGUGGUUCUAAAGACAGCCCUAUAAAUACAGCUGAUACACCAAGAAAUAGAACAAGCCAAUCAGACAAUGAAGAUGAAUACGUGCCCACUGCUGACUUUAAGCCCGUCAUUCCAUUGCCAGAUUUGAUUGAAGUAACAACAGGGGAAGAAAACGAAUUAGUGCUCUUUGAACACCGUGCGAAGUUGCUGCGUUUUGAUAAGAACACUGGUGAAUGGAAAGAACGAGGUUUGGGCAACAUCAAGCUUUUGCAGAAUAAAAAUGAUGUGAAUCAAGUACGCAUAGUUAUGAGAAGAGAGCUAGUACACAAGCUAUGUUGUAAUCAGCGUCUUAACAAGAAUACCUCGUUCAAAUUUGCUAAAAAUUCAAAAUGUGCACUGAACUGGGCUGGUCAAGAUUAUUCAGAUAAUGAAUUAGCAACAGAGUUAUUGACGAUACGUUUUAAGACGCCAGACAUUUGCCAAUCAUUUUUGGAUGCUGUAUUAGCAGCACAAAUUAAAAUGACAACUGUCGCUGAAGACGAUGAUAAUGAUACUGAAGAAUAUGAAACUGAAAACAAAGAGUUAAAUGAAAAGAAUAAAGAAAAUAAAGCAAAUAUCAAAACAACAAGUGGUAAAGAAGAAGUCAAAGGUUUCGGGGACGCAUUUAAGCCAAAAGCUGGUUCGUGGACUUGUGAGGGUUGUUAUACAAAUAACAUCAGUGAUGCAAUCUACUGCAUAGCAUGUGAAGCGCCUAAAGAUAGUACUGUGCCUAAAAAGACAAUAAACCCGCUUGCGACAACCGUACCUAGUGGUACAUUUAGUUUUGGUUUUGCAGCAGCCGGUUCCAAUGAAAACAAUAACACAUCCAUAUCCAGUGGGAAUUCCAUUUUAAAUGCAUCGCAAGCAUCUACGGCUUCGGUUACAUCUUUAAAUGCUAACUUGUCUGAUUCGGGUGUCACACAUGAUUCAAAUAGUUCACUAAACUCUUCUUCGAAAAUUGGUUUUGGUGAUCAAUUUAAACCCAAAGCAGGUGCUUGGACUUGUCAAAGUUGCUAUUUAAGCAAUCAAGCUGGUUCCGAUUAUUGUACAGCAUGUGAAGAGCCAAAAGAUAAUACUAUUUCUAAAAAAGAAACAACUACAAAUAUAUUAGCUUUAUCAAAUCCAACACAAAAAUUCACUUUUGGUUUUGGAGUAUCAACAAAUGAUACAUCUACAGCCAAACCUACCGGAUCACCGUUUACAUUUGGAAAUUUAGCGACGACAGCAGGCACAAAUGGAACGAGUGAUAUGGGCGCAACAGUUGGUGACGUAAAAUCAUUUAAUUUCACAACUCAAAAUAGUACGUCUACCAAUUCAGGCACAUCGUCUUUAGGCAAACCUACCUUUUCAUUUACACUAAAAUCCAGUUCCAUGGAAAAUCCCCAAAUGCCUAUAGCAUGCGGAGAGAUAAGUGAUAGUAAAUCAAAUUUGUUAGUUGAAGAAAAAGAUCCGGAUAAUGCCAAUAAAUCUAAAAUUGUAAAUUUACUCCCUACAAAACAAGAUGUUAAUGAUGACGGUGAUGACGAUUAUACUGAGGAAGAAAAUAAUGCAUAUUUUGCACCAGUUAUACCUCUACCAGAUAAGGUUGAUGUGGUAACUGGAGAAGAAGAAGAGGAUGUGCUGUAUGAACAUCGCGCUAAAUUGUUUCGUUUUGUUGACAGUGAAUGGAAAGAAAGGGGAAUUGGUGAUGUUAAAAUUCUACGUCACAAAAUAAAUAAAAAGUUGCGUGUUAUCAUGCGCCGUGAACGUGUUUUUAAAAUAUGUUUAAAUCAUGCUUUAACGGAGGAUAUUAAUUAUAAAUUAAAAGAUGAAAAAUCCUGGUUGUUUUUUGCAAAUGAUUUUAGUGAAGGCGAAGUUUCAGUAGAGAAACUUGCUUUACGUUUUAAAACAAAGGAAAUGGCAGAGGAAUUUAUGGAAACUGUGAAAUCAGCUUUACUUGGCACAGCUCAACCAAUUCUACCGAGCUCCGAAUUAGUUUCAUCAACUGAAAAAACUGCAAAUACAAGCCAACCAAGUAUCGAAGAACAAAGUUCUAAAAUAACUCAAAAAGAAGAUAUGCCAAAACUGGAAUGUAAUACAGAAAAAAAAUGUGCUGGUUGUCAAAAAAUUAAAACAAUUUUGUCUAAUGAAAUACUUUCAGAACUCGAACAUCCUUCAGAUGAAAAUUGUGUUAAUAAAUUAAAAGAUUUAUAUCAAAACGUUCGUACACUUAAAAUUGGAAAAAAUAAAAAAAAUGUCACUUUUUCUGUCAACGAUAAAGCUGCUGUCACAGCAAAAGGUGAUAAAGUCCCUGCUACAACAAAUGAUAAAAAUGUUUCUAUAGCAAGUGCUGAAAAAGCUACUAGUGCUAAAUCAAAAACAAAUGCGAGCCCACUAAUAGCAAAAUCUAAUUUAAAUGCAACAAAAAGUACUUCCGACGAUAAUAGCAGUAAUAUAUUUGGUGGUUCAAAUAAUGAUUCUACGCCGUUGAGUUUUACAAAUGCUUUUAAAGAGCUAACCAAAGUGGAGGAAAACAAUAGCAAAAAUAUGUCUAACAUCGUAGAAACUAAAGCUAAAACGGGUCCUCUAUUUUCAAGUAAUACAACCGUAUUUGAACAAGCUCCCUCUAUUUUUGGUACUAACACAUCAACUAAAACAGACACAAAUACUUCCAUAUUUGCGCCUACGCCUUUAUUAUCUGGUGCUAAUAUAUUUGGAAGCACGCCGACAGAUGCAAGCAAGAUCAGUACUGGGUCUAGCUUAUUUGGAGGCACGACGUCAGAUACAAGCAAGAUCAGUACUGGGUCUAGCUUAUUUGGAGGCACGACGCCAGAUACAAGCAAGGUCAGUACUGGGUCUAGCUUAUUUGGAGGCACAACGACAGAUACAACCAAGGUCAGUACUGGGUCUAGCUUAUUUGGAGGCACAACGACAGAUACAAGCAAGGUCAGUACUGGAUCUAGUUUGUUUGGAGGCACGGCUACAGAUACAAACAAGGUCAGUACUGGAUCUAGUUUGUUUGGAGGCACGGCUACAGAUAUAAACAAGGUCAGUACUGGAUCUAGUUUGUUUGGAGGCACGACGACAGACAAUAGCAAGAGUGGCGCAAGUAUUUUCAGUGGCUCAAAUAAUACUGGAUCUAGUUUAUUUGGAAACACAAUGACAGAAAACAAUAAGAGUGGUACAAAUAUUUUUGGUGGUUCUAAUAUAUUUACCUUAACAGCAAAUACAACAGAUAGCAAACCGCCUACCAAUCUUUUCAGCACAUCGAUAUUUGAUAGUACAGCCAAACCAGUGGUAGGCGAUAAUUCGAAUCAAACAAUAUUCGGUGGUGGUGGUAUGAGUGGUUUUAAUCAACCAGUUUCAAAGUUUGAAGGCACAAACAUUUUUGGUCUUAAUAGUAGUAGUACGGAUAAAUCGAGUAACAAGUCUGACGAAGAUGAAGGAAGUAAACUGUUUGAAGUACAAGAAAAACCACCAGAUAAUUCUGGACCACUAUUUGGUGGAUUCAAAACUGAAUCUAUGCCUACUUUUGGUGGUGUAGCACAAAAUGCUAACACAAAUAAUACCAAGACUAAAUCGCUAUUUGGGGGAUUUAAUACCGAUGCUGCGCCUAUUUUUGGUAGUGUAGGACAAAAUGCUAAUAUAAAUAAUUCCAAUAAUAAAUCGCUAUUUGGGGGAUUUAAUACUGAUGUAGUAACGCCUACUUUUGGCAGUUUAGCUCAAAAUGCGAACACCGCUACUGCUAAUGCAAAAGAAUCAAUAUUCGGAAAUUUGGAGAAUAAAAAUAAUUAUAAUUCAAGUAAAACAUCGACAGAGUCUGCAGAUACAGAUCUUAUUAUAAAAGGCGGUGAUAUUGAUUUUGCAAGCCUUGCUGCAACUGCAAAAAAUAGUUCCACAUUUGCAAACGAAAAUCAAAAAUCUUCACCUGGUGGCUUCUUCGGUCUAACUAAUCAAAAUGCUUUCUCCAGUUUUCAGAAUAAAAAUUCAAACACUUCACUAAAUAAUUCUAAAUCAAAUGAUUCGAAUACAAACGUAUCAGCGAGUAAUGCUGGUGAUGAUGGUGAUAAUGUGAACGAUGAAAAUUAUGAUCCACAUUAUGAGCCCAUAAUUGAGUUACCCGAUGAAAUUGUUGUAUCGACUGGUGAAGAAAAUGAGGACAAGUUAUUUGGCGACCGAGCUGUACUUUUCCGCUAUGAUAAUACAACUAAACAGUGGAAGGAGCGAGGAGUGGGUGAAAUAAAAAUAUUAAAGCAUCGAGAGAAAAAUACUUAUCGCAUGGUUAUGAGACGGGAACAAGUACACAAACUCGUGCUUAAUCAAGCGGUUGGAGCUGAUUUUGUAUUAAAGCUUAUGAAUAAUAAUGUUAAAAGUUAUGUCUGGGGUGGGUUAAACUAUGCGGAAAAUAGCAGCGGAGAACUUGAACAAUUGGCUGUGCGAUUUAAAAAGGAAGAAAUAGCAAAACAAUUUAGUGCUAAAUUAAAUAGUUGCAUUGAGGAUGCAAAGAGUCGACAAAAUUAAAAUUGAGCUAAUUUCCAUAGUAAAUUUAAAUGCACGGUUAUAAAAAGUUUUACUUCAACCCUGUAUUUGACAUUCUAACAGCGUUGUCGCUAAGUGAACUCAUAAAUCAUUCAUUAUCUAUCACAUUAAAGUUGAGAACUAAAUAUUUGAUUAUAAAAAAAAUUAUAUAUUAUAAAUUGUGAUUAUAAACACACAUAAAUUUAAAAACUUAA
Molecule: messenger RNA, 9621 nt
Organism: Teleopsis dalmanni
Lineage: Eukaryota; Metazoa; Arthropoda; Insecta; Diptera; Diopsidae
Product: E3 SUMO-protein ligase RanBP2-like
Exons: 7
Coding region: 278-9409 (3043 amino acids)
Biological process (GO): nucleocytoplasmic transport
Cellular component (GO): cytoplasm; nuclear pore
Molecular function (GO): GTPase activator activity; protein binding
Source: RefSeq, a predicted model, not a curated record